CGCUGAAGCCCCAGCGCUUUUUUCACUGCCACGGCGACCCGGCCAUGGCACCAUUGGGAAGCCCAUCAAGCUUCUGGCCAACUGCUUCCAGGUGGAAAUCCCCAAAAUCGAUGUCUACCUGUAUGAAGUGGACAUCAAACCUGAUAAAUGUCCCCGCAGAGUCAACAGGGAGGUGGUUGACUCCAUGGUUCAGCAUUUCAAGGUGACUAUCUUUGGAGACCGUCGGCCAGUUUAUGAUGGGAAGAGAAGCCUUUACACUGCAAACCCACUUCCUGUUGCCACCAGUGGGGUUGAUCUGGAUGUCACCCUACCUGGUGAGGGGGGGAAGGACCGCCCGUUUAAAGUCUCCAUCAGAUUCGUGUCGUUGGUCAGCUGGCACAUGCUGCACGAAGUCUUGACAGGACAUGGCGAGGUCGAACCCCUGGACCUGGACAAACCCAUCAGCACUAACCCUGUUCAUGCUGUGGAUGUCGUCCUUCGGCAUCUCCCCUCCAUGAAGUACACCCCCGUCGGACGAUCUUUCUUCUCCUCCCCAGAGGGCUACGACCACCCGUUGGGCGGAGGAAGAGAGGUCUGGUUUGGUUUCCAUCAGUCAGUACGGCCGGCCAUGUGGAAAAUGAUGCUCAACAUUGACGUGUCCGCCACGGCCUUUUAUAAAGCACAGCCAGUCAUUCAGUUCAUGUGCGAGGUUCUGGACAUUCACAACAUUGAUGAGCAGCCCCGCCCCCUCACUGACUCCCACAGGGUCAAGUUCACCAAAGAAAUCAAAGGUCUUAAAGUGGAAGUGACGCACUGUGGAACCAUGCGUAGGAAGUACAGAGUCUGCAAUGUAACACGACGCCCUGCCAGCCUCCAGACGUUCCCGUUGCAGCUUGAGAAUGGUCAGACAGUUGAACGCACGGUGGCGCAGUACUUCAGAGAGAAGUACAAUCUGCAGCUCAAGUAUCCACACCUGCCUUGCCUGCAGGUGGGCCAGGAGCAGAAACACACCUACCUGCCCCUGGAGGUUUGCAACAUAGUAGCAGGACAGCGCUGCAUUAAGAAACUAACAGAUAACCAGACGUCGACCAUGAUCAAAGCAACAGCUCGCUCUGCACCAGACAGACAGGAGGAGAUCAGCAGGCUGGUGCGAAGCGCUAAUUACGAGGCCGACCCGUUUGUCCAGGAGUUUCAGUUCCGCGUGCGAGACGAAAUGGCUCAGGUGAUGGGCCGCGUCCUGCCGGCCCCCAUGCUGCAGUAUGGCGGCAGGGUGAGCUCUGAACCGUUUAUGAACCGCACGGUGGCCACACCCAGCCACGGGGUGUGGGACAUGAGGGGGAAGCAGUUUCACACCGGAGUGGAGAUCAAGAUGUGGGCCAUCGCCUGCUUCGCCACACAGAGACAGUGCAGAGAAGAGAUCCUCAAGAGCUUCACAGACCAGCUGCGGAAAAUCUCAAAGGAUGCUGGGAUGCCAAUCCAAGGCCAGCCGUGCUUCUGUAAAUACGCCCAAGGAGCCGACAGCGUGGAGCCCAUGUUCCGACACCUGAAGAACACCUAUGCUGGGCUACAGCUCAUUAUUGUCAUCCUGCCUGGGAAAACUCCCGUCUAUGCUGAGGUGAAGCGGGUGGGCGACACCCUCCUUGGAAUGGCCACCCAGUGUGUUCAGGUGAAGAACGUGGUGAAGACGUCCCCUCAGACCCUCUCAAACCUCUGCCUCAAGAUCAACGUCAAACUGGGAGGAAUCAACAACAUCCUGGUUCCACACCAACGGCCGUCUGUGUUCCAGCAGCCUGUCAUCUUCCUCGGGGCUGAUGUCACUCAUCCUCCAGCAGGUGACGGGAAAAAACCAUCGAUUGCAGCGGUUGUGGGCAGUAUGGACGCACACCCCAGCAGGUACUGCGCCACAGUGCGGGUGCAGAGGCCCAGACAGGAGAUCAUUCAGGACUUGGCCUCUAUGGUGCGAGACCUUUUGAUCCAGUUCUACAAAUCAACGCGCUAUAAACCAACCAGGAUCAUCUUCUACAGGGACGGAGUGUCGGAGGGCCAGUUCAGACAGGUGCUGUACUAUGAGCUGCUGGCCAUCAGGGAGGCUUGCAUCAGCCUGGAGAAAGAAUACCAGCCGGGGAUCACGUACAUCGUCGUUCAGAAACGCCAUCACACGCGCCUCUUCUGUGCGGAUCGCAACGAGCGGGUUGGACGAAGUGGAAACAUUCCUGCCGGCACCACAGUGGACACAGACAUCACCCACCCCUAUGAAUUUGACUUUUACCUCUGCAGCCACGCUGGGAUCCAGGGUACGAGUCGGCCGUCUCACUACCACGUUCUGUGGGACGACAACUGCUUCACCGCCGAUGAGUUCCAGCUCCUCACCUACCAGCUGUGCCACACCUACGUCCGCUGCACUCGGUCCGUUUCCAUCCCAGCACCGGCCUACUACGCCCACCUGGUGGCGUUCCGUGCCCGCUACCACCUGGUGGACAAAGAGCACGACAGUGCGGAGGGCAGCCACGUCUCAGGGCAGAGUAACGGCAGGGACCCCCAGGCGCUGGCCAAAGCCGUUCAGAUCCACCACGACACAUUGAGCACCAUGUACUUUGCCUGAAACCCUCCACCUUUCUCAGUCUCUCCGCCAGUCUUAAGGUCCGACCCCACACUGGUGAAGCUUUGGUCACCGCAGCGCGACGGUGAUGGCGGCAGCUACUGCAUAAGGAUGAUAGAAGCCAGAGAGGAGUCACAGCCACAUUAUGCAAAUUUUAAAAACCAGCCAAUCGUUUCCCUGUGCUCCUGCCCACACAUCACCACCCUCUCUCUCUCUCUCUCUCGCUUUAUUUAAAUCAUGAUGAAUCUACAGCAGCUCAAACUUUUGUUUUGCAGGGAUUUUAUUUUGUGUGUGUGCGUCUAACUGAUGGCGGAGUAGGUGUGAAUAUACAAACUGAGGAUUCUUUGGUGAAUGAGUGGGAAUGAAGCUGAACCAGCGAGGAUCCGACUCGCUCCGUCGCCUCAUGUUGAGCCUAAUGUCGCUGGUUUACAGUUUUUACAUGUUUGUUUGUGUUUUCUCAGCUUUCUAGACACGGAAUGUGUUGUGUUGUCUGUCGAACAAGUGCGUGAUCGCCAUAGCAACAUGGCAGGCUGCCUUCACGGUUACCGAUCGGUCUCCUUUUUAAGCCAAUGGUUCCUCGCGUUCAUCCAGCCUGACGGUGAGAAUCGCAACCAACACAGACACUGAAUGAAAUUGUUUUUUAAAAACAAAAGCCACGUACAGCUGCGUCUUAAAGGCAUCGUGUAUCGCUUGUUGCCUUAGUGCAAGAUGCAUAAAGAAGACUGUUCGAAAACUUCUCUACGUCGUAUUUCAGCUUGGUACCGUUUGUCAUACCAAAUGUUUCUCGUGCGUUUUAUUCCUCUUCCUAUUUAUGAGUGUUCUUUCCCUUUUUAGUUUUUAAAUUAACUAUCAUAUUCAGCAAUAGAACAGAGUGGACGGCUUAUAUCUUCUGACGACAACAAGCGCUUCAAGAAACUGAUCAUUUGUCAAGAACUCCGUCAGUGCAAUAAGGUGCUAAUGCAUAGAUCAAGUUCUGUGCUGAAUGAUUUCGACGAGUAUUUUUGUCUCCGCGAGUUUUGGCAAGUUGAAUUUGGAUUCAGGAGCGGAAAGUAUUUGACGUUCUCGUGGGUCAGUCGGGAGGUCGGAUGGUGCGUUUGGAGAAGAGUGAUCAAAGUGCCUAAUGUGGUUUGAAGAGUGACGUGUGUGUUGGAUGGAAGGAUGUUAAACGUAUGUUGGUUUGGGCAACUCUGUAUAAAAACUCUGCACUGACACGUGGACCAGGACGACACAGAGGACUGUUACUGAAGUCUGGUUUUCUAAUUAUCUUAUGAUUUCAACAUGUUUUUACAUGAGACAAAUUUUAAUUGGUUAUAAAGUAUUGCAAACUGUGUUUUCUUACUAUCACAAGUAUCCGAUUAAUCCGACAGAAUGAACCAAGUUAAAUGAAAUCACAACUCAGUUCAUUAGGCUAAGAAUGUCUUAUCAUUCCAAAAAUAGCACAUUUUCAAAUAUAUUUUAAACUGUCACGGUUUAUGGCUCCAACAAAUUGGAGAAGAAAUGAAAGUUUCCUUAUAAUAUCUAGUAAAUUCUGUCCAGAUCCAGGAAAAGCUUCACAUGUUGAAAUCAUAAAAUAUUUUAUUAUUAAACAAAACCUAGUCUCACACACGGAGGAGUUUGAGUUUGCAGGUUUGUCUGCGUGUCGUCAGCCAGCUUUGGUCUGAACGUCACUGUUCAUGUUCCAGUGCUUGAAUUUCAACACCGAUGAACUUUUGUCUUUCUAUUUUGGAUUAAAGCGACGUCGUCAUGCAAUAAGCAGCGGUUAAACUCAGACUUACAGUUCAGCUGUUGAGAUUGUCGUCUUUAACGUCGUCUUUAACGCCCUCACGGUGUAGUUUAAUUCAGACGAAGCCUUUAUUUUCAUCAGUCGGACCAAACCAGUGUGCCUGGUCCGGGUCAGGGUGUUGUGACUCGGUGUCAAUACUCUUACAGCGUCGUGCUCAAAGGCUCUGAACCUAAGCUGCUAUAUUUGAUAUUUCAUCAGAUACAUAUAUAUUAAAUAUAUUGACGGAGAAGGAGGCAGAGGAUGUGGUGUUUUACUGCACUUAAAAAAACAGCUGCAUGUGUUUUAACGGUUGAGUCGAGAUGCUGAGGUUUUGUUUGACUAAAGAUUUUCUCUCUGACAUUUUUAAUUGUAAGGAAACCGGAGCUGAUCGUUUUUUUUUUGUUUGUCGUCAUGUUGAAGCAGUUUCUCGUCGUCGGACAUUACCAGCAUUUUUACUUGAAUAGUUUUAGUAGUCAUGGGCAUGUUUAACAUUGUUGUCUAGUGCUCUGCUUGUUUUUAAAAGUUUAUAUUUAUAAAUAUAUCAAGAGCCUUAUAACAGAAAUCCCCUCUUUCCUGUCAGGAUGCCACCUGCAGUCAUUUGACCUCCAGAGGCUGUAGGACAGAUCCCCUCACAAAAUAUAAGUCUUUUUAAAACUGAAUGGAGAAAUAUUUAUAUUUAAAGAAACCAGUGUAAUGCAGAUACCACUUGUCCUUUAUGAAGCAGAGGCCUGAUAGCUGUAUUGAAAUAUGAUAUUUAAUUGUCAUUUUUCCAAAUUGGAUAAUGCAAUAGCUGUGUUUUCUGCUUUGUGGAGCCUGUUGGAGGUUUGUGGUGUCACGCUAGAUGAACCGUCAACCCUCCUCUGCAGAUACGAGCUGUGAAGACGUCCCUCCACUUUCAUCAUCUCAAAAAGCUCAUUCAUUUUAUAAGAUCCUGCAUAUUUAUAAAAGAGGAGGA
Messenger RNA from Paralichthys olivaceus (Japanese flounder), 5295 nucleotides. The record is from RefSeq and is a predicted model, not a curated record. NCBI's taxonomy places the organism in Eukaryota, Metazoa, Chordata, Actinopteri, Pleuronectiformes, Paralichthyidae.